This is a messenger RNA of Cololabis saira (Pacific saury), 564 nucleotides long. It is a transcript of the gene ccl36.1, whose product is annotated as chemokine (C-C motif) ligand 36, duplicate 1. The transcript has 3 exons. Gene Ontology annotation, cellular component: extracellular region. Gene Ontology annotation, molecular function: chemokine activity; CCR chemokine receptor binding. Gene Ontology annotation, biological process: monocyte chemotaxis; lymphocyte chemotaxis; cellular response to interleukin-1. The record is from RefSeq and is a predicted model, not a curated record. Bases 87 to 359 code for a protein of 90 amino acids. NCBI's taxonomy places the organism in Eukaryota, Metazoa, Chordata, Actinopteri, Beloniformes, Belonidae.
GUGAUCGUCCUAAACUCGACACCCAGACAUCUCGUGUGCAGAAACCCCGGCAGCCGUGGUGUUACAUCUCCGCUUGGUCGAGCAUCAUGAGGACCACUCACAUCCUUCUGCUCUGCGUCCUGGCAGCUGCUCUGCUGCACACGGCCCUCGCCAACAAUGGAACUGGGCCUGAUGAAUGCUGCUUCAAGUUCUAUCCAAGAAGGCUUAAGAAAAGCAUCUUUGCUACAUAUCACAUGACUGAUCAUCGCUGCUCCAAGACAGGAGCCAUCUUGGUGACAAAAAAGGGCCGUCACAUCUGUGGUGAUCCAAAUAGUUCUUGGGUGGAGAGCGUCAUGAAAUCUCUGGACGAGGAGUCCUAGAGGAGCGGCUGAGAUGAUGCAGCAAUACACUCAGGAUUUUGAUACAAAGUGUUUUAAAUAAUCAAAAGCAGCUUCCAUGCAGAGUUAAUCAUUUGUGUGUUAUAUGUAUUUACGCAUUACUCGCAUUAACCCAGUAUAAUGCUCAUGCUACUUUCAGUACUGUGGAAAUAAAUGACUGUCUCUUCGUUAUUCUUGCUCAGAAGAU